AUCCAAAUCUUUGAAAUCAACAAUGUCAGGACGUGGUAAAGGAGGAAAAGGUUUGGGAAAGGGAGGAGCAAAGCGUCAUCGCAAAGUACUUCGUGAUAACAUUCAAGGUAUCACAAAACCAGCAAUCAGGAGAUUAGCAAGAAGAGGAGGUGUAAAACGUAUCAGUGGUUUGAUCUAUGAAGAAACAAGAGGAGUUCUUAAGAUCUUUUUGGAGAAUGUGAUUCGUGAUGCUGUUACCUACACUGAACAUGCCAGGAGGAAGACUGUUACUGCCAUGGAUGUUGUUUACGCUCUCAAGAGACAGGGAAGAACUCUUUAUGGUUUUGGAGGUUAGGUUUUGUUUUGCAAAAUCAAGCUGACAGAGAAAAAAACCACCCAAAGACGGUCUAAUAGUACUACUACUACUAUCUGUUGUUUCUCACAAUCUCUAAUCUAAUUAGGUUUCUUAGUUUGAAGUUUUAAUUUGGUUUAAGAAUGUAAUUACUGUUUUGAAUGUUAUCUGGUGACUACUACUUGUAGAACAGUAGAAGGAGGAUUUAAUGAAAUGAAAUUUACAGUUUCUUCCAA
Molecule: messenger RNA, 567 nt
Organism: Papaver somniferum (opium poppy)
Lineage: Eukaryota; Viridiplantae; Streptophyta; Magnoliopsida; Ranunculales; Papaveraceae
Product: histone H4
Exons: 1
Coding region: 23-334 (103 amino acids)
Biological process (GO): nucleosome assembly
Cellular component (GO): nucleosome
Molecular function (GO): structural constituent of chromatin; protein heterodimerization activity; DNA binding
Source: RefSeq, a predicted model, not a curated record